Trematosphaeria pertusa is the source of this 726-nucleotide messenger RNA. RefSeq lists its product as uncharacterized. The transcript has a single exon. The coding region runs from base 1 to 726 and encodes 241 amino acids. Lineage: Eukaryota; Fungi; Ascomycota; Dothideomycetes; Pleosporales; Trematosphaeriaceae. The record is from RefSeq and is a predicted model, not a curated record.
AUGCGCGCUACAUCCCCAUUGGUCUUCUCCCUCGCCGCCGCCCUCCCACUCACCCAACCGAGCAAAGCCACCACCACAACAACAACAACAACAACAACAACAACAACAGCAUGCCUGCCACCCUCAAACCUCGCAUGCACCGAAGCCGCCUUCGGAUCCUGCUGCGAUCCACCUCUCAAUAGCACCACCGCAGUCACAUCGGUAAGGCCAGCCGCAGUCGCCUCUGCAUGCACAUCCAACGCCCUCCAAAACCCCUCCUUCGAAUCCGGCAUCCUCGACCCAUGGACCUGCUACGCCCUGGGCUCCUGGGCAUCCCGCGACGUCGUCUCCAGCCCGUCAUCCGCGCAUUCGGGAUCCCACCUCUUCCAGGGCCUGAGCAACAGCACGAACGCGUCUUCCAUCACGCUCUCGCAGAUGGGCAUCAACGUCGCGGCUGGCACCAUCGUUGAAUGCGGGGCUUGGGUGUAUGCGAGCGGGGAUAUGGGCGCGGAGGGGAGCACAACGUUUGAGGUUUUCCUCGAUGCGGUGAGUUGCGGGAGCGUGGAGGUCAAGAGUGGGAAUGGAGGAGGGAUGGGCGAAUGGAAGAUGCUGGGGAAGAGCGUCGAGGUUGGGGACGACCAGGGCAUGGGGCAUAUGCUUGCCGUGGUGGUGGUAGCGAAUGCGGGGGGUGUGAUGGGCGCUGGCGUUGAGGUCGGCGUUGAUGAUGUGUGGGUUGGGGAGUGCUGA